Molecule: messenger RNA, 948 nt
Organism: Onychostoma macrolepis
Lineage: Eukaryota; Metazoa; Chordata; Actinopteri; Cypriniformes; Cyprinidae
Exons: 4
Coding region: 51-902 (283 amino acids)
Source: RefSeq, a predicted model, not a curated record
ACAAAGAGCUACAUGAGAACCUGUUGCAGACGGUGGCAUGCAUUGAGAACAUGGAGUCAGAAUUACAAUGCACCAAGACAGAGUUAGUCAGCUUCAAAGAGAAAUACAGAAGGCUACAGGAAAGCUAUUCUGUUUCUCAGCAGGCAAACAGCGUCUUGGAGCAGAAACUCAAAACUGCAGUAGACAGCUUGGACUCAGAGAGGAAGUUCCUCAUGCAGAGAACUGCAGAUUUGACUAAACAGCUGGAUGUUGCUCAGAAGACCGUCAGCUCUCUGGAAAACAUCAAUGUUCCUGCAUUGAUUAGAGAGUUGAUGAAAAAUCACUUUGACUCUCAGGAAGCACUGGAGCACUUUUUAUGUCCUCGGACAUCUCUUCACCAAACUGAUGGUGACCGAUCAGAGAGGGUGCAGGAGCUCAGAAACAACCAGCCUUUUGGUGGAAAAGGGGAUGUUUUUGAAUGGCCACAGACGGGACACACAUACUCAGGUGCCAGCCAACAGCCUGCCACAGCCUUUCUGCCAUGGAAACAUGAUCACGGUCCAUGGGCAGGGCCAGGGCAACUCGUGACUAAAGGAAGUGACUCACAACUUCCUUUUUAUUUUACUAAUGAUGUGCCAAUUCACAAAACGAUGGCAGAUACAAAGGCUCCAAGUCAUCAAGCGCACCAAUUAGCCAUGAACACAGAGAUCCACUUAAUUCCCCCAAACCCAUAUAAUCUAGAUAAGAUGAGGCUCAGCAGACAGACAGAUGGAGAGGGAACUGUUACUGUGGGGAAAGAGCCCACUGAUGUCAGCUAUCUUACAGCUCAAAGGAUGCUGAAUGAGUUUUUGAACCAGAUUCCUCCUCCAGCGCAUGAUGGUGAAGGGAAAGAUGCAGCAGAACUAACAGAAGGGAAGCUGUAACAUUUAAAGUGCCCCUAUUAUGGGUUAUGAAAGGUUCAUAUUUUGG